UCUGGCGCCAUCUCGGCAGUUCUCUGGCCUCGACCGAUCUCCUGUCGCCGAUCCCUCUGUCCACACCCAUCGCAUCCUCCCCCUCAUCACCUCCUCAGCGCCUGGGAUGUCGCAGCACGACUCGGAUGCUCCCAGCAUCGGACCCAUCUUUGGCUCGCCCUCGGCCAGACGCAAAACUCCUCCGCAGAUCGUCUUUGUCGUCAAUGUCCGGCCCAUGAUCACCCAGAUCCGCGAGCGCCUUUCGGUGGCCGGGAUGAGCGAUGACGCUGCACCCGAAUCGACCCGUCUCGCAGCUCUCAUUGACGAAUGCAUUCAAGAAACCAAGCUGGCCGUCCUCCGGGUGCUCCUCUACUUUUAUCUUCACGUCGACAGCCGAUUCGUUUGGAGCUUCCAGCUCUUCGACAUUGAUGCCAUUUCGCUCAUCAGUCAGACAGGCCCCACCCGCCAGGAGCUCGACUUUAGCCAGAGUGCCCUCGCCGGAUUCUCGUCCGUCCUUGCCGACGAGCUCCUGGACAAAAUCACCAAGACCCUCGACUCGGCCUCGCGGCCCAGCUCAGCUCCAUUCAAGGUUCCUCUGACAGGGCCAUCAAGACCGCCUCCGACCCAGCUCAGAUCCAUCGGUAUUCUGCUGCAGAAGGUCCUCGCCGACUUUCGGUGGACCUGGGCGUCAUCCCAUCGCUCGCUGCUCUUCUCGCCCAACAAGAUCCACAGCGACAUGCGGCGAUCAGAGCGGCACAUCCCCGUCAAGAUCCGAAACUUUGUGUUCUUGCUCUCUCCGCUGCCGCACUCGCCAAUGGAUCUCUCUGAGUUUGUGCUUGGACCAAACCACGAGCAUACCGGGCUGCUCAAUCUGUCCAGUCUGAUGAUCGAGACCACCCUGGACGAGCUGGUGGAGCAGUCCCAGGAAACCAUCCUCCGAUUCACCGAGAAGUACUUGGAGAACCGCAUUGCCCUGUCCUGGAUCGACUGUGCCCCGCGGGUGGUCUCGGAGUAUACCGAGUACAUCUUGGCAUCGCUCUCCUCGACCAUGCGUUUCUUUGGCGGGUCAGUCAUCGGCUGGGAGACAGUCCUCGACCCCUGCCGAACUGCACCCUUUGGCACCGUCUUCAGCCAGUAUCGACCCAAGCUCGUGGACGGAUCCGCAUGCGUCAAAGUCAAACGAGCCAAGCCCAAGGAAUCGCUCUGGCUGCGCUGGUCUAACUUUUCCUCUGCCGAUUUCCGUUUCCACGUUGGACACGGGCUCUUGAUGAACGAGUCGAACGAGCCAGUCUGCAAAAUCUCGUUGCACGAUCUCUCCAGGAGCCGCACUGGCCUGGAGGAGCAAAAGUCGCUCUUUUCAAUGGCAGUGCACAGCAGCAGCCCCGAAUGCUUCCAGCUGCGGAUUCUGCAGCGCAUUUCGUUGCCCGACUGGCCAGUGAACCACAGUCUCUUUCAGAAUGAGGUCCUUGUCGGGUAUCCGCCGGCAGGGAACUCGGCCGAGCACUCGGAGUCCAAGAGCAGCGUGAGGCACUACUUUCAAGCCCUCGGCAGGAUGAUAUCAGAGCGAUCUGCUCUUGUGGUGUCGCUUCCUCCUCUCUCAGCGCUAGCAGUCUCGAGCUCGCCCGACCGUCGCCAAGGCAUCGAGCACACGGACUCGGCGCACCACUACGCCUUGGUGUUCCCCUCGUCCGCCGGCUCGGUCUUUGUGAUGAGCUUUUUGGACUCGUUCUCGCAUAUCAUUGCCCAGGGCCACGUCGAGAGACUACUUGCCGGACCUGCGGGUGAUGCCCCGCAGCGCUCAAAUCUCCUCAGCCAGCUCGGCCUGUGGUAUGAGCAACCGACCAUCAGGACAAGCGGUCGUGCACGCACUUCUGGAUUCGAUGCCCUGGCUCUGUUUUGCCAGCGGUUCAUUGAGAACCACGACAGCUUGGAAGGCUCAUCGUGGGAGCGCGAGAUCAACGAUAUGACGCUGGGUGUCUGGCAGGGACACCAGGCACAUUUACUCGAGACCAUCACCGAACAAGCAUCCGUGCCCGCUCGACCGCUGACUGAUGCCGCCCUGGAAGUUGCAUCGUCCACUGCGGAGGCUCCGGCAUCCAGGUCGAUCGAAUCGCUGUGGUUUGAGCUUAACGAGGCCAUGCUCGACUUUGUAUAUCACAAGUCCGAUUUGACUCGGUUCGUGUUUGGACCAUUGGAGGCGUUCCUUUCAGAACUCAAACACGCAGAGUCGGAAGAGGAGACGCAUCGAUACUUGGCCAAGAUCAUGAGCAGCACACUUAUGUCAUCGCCCCAGAUCGAUCAAAAGUUCAGAGUGCUCGCUGCCAACGUGUUGUCGGCGGAGAAUGCACCACAGUCGUCUGAAGCCGAUAGCCAGGAUACAUCCGAUGUCGCAACGGUAUCGCCUCUGCAGCAAUGGCAAUUCAACGACGGGUCAGACAGCGAAAGAAAAGCACACUUGAGUGCCGUGACCUCGCUCCGCACGCAGCUGGAGCAAGGAGAGCGAGCACCAAGGGCAUCUGCGGAUGUUUUGCAGCGGGCCAUCAAGUCGCGAAUAUACCAAGUAUACCUGAUUCUACUGAUGGAGUGCCUGAUUCGCCAACAGAGCUCGACUCCUUUCGAUGCCUCCAUCGCAGCCCUCCUCUCCGAGCCGCCAAAGCCCAAGAAGAAGAAGAAGAACAAGGGCUCGAAGCACGGCACAGGUUCCGGCGCUCUAGAUAUCCAGCCUUCUUCAGAAGCGCUCAGGCUCUUGCUUGUGACCCAGUGGAUGAACAGCCUGAAUAUCUUGCUCUGUGCCACCGGCGAAAGUUCCGAAAUGGAUGUGUUUACCCGGCUGAUGUACCGGCGGUACUAUGGGGUGCUUCCCACAUACAUCCUGGCCAUCCUGGAGAUAUCGGGUCACGACCAUUUGAUCCGCGACGGCGCCAUGGACGAAGACUUUGACUUUGGUAGCCUCGACUCUGCCGUUACAGUCGGCAGCAGCAGCAGCAGCAGCCCCACAGGAGCAAGUCCCACAGGCUCUCAAGGAUCGGUAUCGGAUCGCUCCCUUUCGCAGCUGGCAAAGCGCAAGCGAGGCGAGUCUCCUGCACUCGCCGCCGAUGCGUCCGCAGCCUCGGUAUUUGCGCCGGGUCCGACCGUGGCUGUAAUUCAACUGCAGCCCGGCCAACGACGACCAGCGCCCAUUCGGCGUUGCGCCGAUAUCCGUCGGAGAACAAGCGGACUGUUUGUUGGUGCUCGGUCGGCCGACUCAAGCGAUAGCCUCGCCUCGGACGACCUGGGCGCACCGGCGCCUCGACCGGAGAGCGAUAAGAUCAAGAAGUUCUUGAGCGGCUCGACUGAAGCAGCAGUGCGGCUCGCGGCCAGUGACCAUCUAGCUCGAGUCCUUGCUGAAGAGAAAGCCAUAUCGAAGCAGUCGAUGACUAAACCCACCACCUUGCCGCAAUUCCGGGCUCUGAAAAUGGUCGUUGCAAAAUCCAAGCAGCCCAAAGACCCCAAGCACACCCUUGGUCCCUCAACGACUCCUCAGUAUGCUCGGUCUUCGUCGGCCAAUGCUGCGUCGGUCCCCAGAAUGCCGAGUGCUCUGCGCGCCUCGCGAUCGGCAUCUCCAGCUGUGCCUGUUAUGACCGCCUUACGCAGAUUGCCGCGGCCAGAGAUCGGCCGUCCUGCCCCCUCUGCCGCAGUUGUCUCGCCGCCUCGCUCGGCGAAUGCAAGGCGGCCGAUCUUCAUACCGCAGACCCCCGAGAAGCGCAGGACAUCGUGACGACCGCAAUACAGAGAGACAGCCGGCGGGACGAUGAUGCCCCUGA
Messenger RNA from Polychytrium aggregatum, 3782 nucleotides. RefSeq lists its product as uncharacterized. The record is from RefSeq and is a predicted model, not a curated record. Lineage: Eukaryota; Fungi; Chytridiomycota; Chytridiomycetes; Polychytriales. Gene Ontology annotation, molecular function: chromatin binding. The transcript is spliced from 11 exons. Gene Ontology annotation, biological process: DNA replication; response to ionizing radiation; regulation of DNA-templated DNA replication initiation. The coding region runs from base 107 to 3736 and encodes 1209 amino acids. Gene Ontology annotation, cellular component: nucleus.